GCUUUCCAUACACUUAUUUCAUUUUUCUCUUUCUGUCAAAACUUAGACUUAUCCCGACAACUAUCCCCGCGUGGCCGCCGCCAAUGGCGUCUCUGCUCCGCCUCCAGGCCCUCUUCUCCCUUACGCUGGCCACUCCCCGCCGUCUCCCAUCCCAUCUCCGCUGUGCCGCAGCAGUUGCGUCUCCGCUCCCUCGCCGCCUCCCUGCUGCCGCCUCGAACGGCUCGCCGGAGCAGCGGGCCUCGGAAACGGAUUUGGAGUCGGGGUUGUAUCUAGUGGCGACACCCAUAGGGAACCUCGAGGAUAUCACCUUGAGGGCAUUGCGUGUUCUGAAAUGUGCUCAUGUGAUACUCUCUGAAGACACAAGGCAUUCUGGAAAGUUACUUCAGCAUUACAACAUCAAAACACCUCUUCUCAGCUUCCAUAAGUUCAACGAACGAGAGAGAGAGCCCAUUAUCUUAAAGAGGCUCCAUGAAGGGGAAGCAAUUGCAGUGAUUAGUGAUGCUGGUACUCCAGGCAUCAGUGACCCUGGCAUGGAGCUGGCUAGACUAUGCGCGACUGAAAAAAUCCCUGUUAUUCCCAUUCCUGGGCCUUCUGCAGCAAUUGCCGCUCUUUCUGCAUCGGGUUUGCCAACAGAGGAAUUCACAUUUGUGGGUUUCUUACCAAAGCAUGGUCGAUCAAGAAAAGCCAGGCUUGAGGUAUCUGCUCGUGAGGCUGUGACACAAAUAUUCUAUGUUCCUCCUCAUGGAAUUCAUCAGUUUCUUCUUGAUGCUGCUUCAUCUUUUGGCGAUUCAAGGUACAGGUCAUGUGUUAUUGCAAGGGAGAUUACCAAAUUGCAUGAAGAGUUUUGGCGAGGAACCCUAGGCGAAGCAAAUGAAGCCUUUGCAUCUCGACAGCCAAAGGGAGAAAUCACCAUCCUCAUAGAUGGGAACUCAGUUUCAAUUGAUGAAACACCAUCUGAUGAUUUUCUUGAGCAUGAACUCAGAGAAUUGAUGGCAAAAGGGCAUGCUCUUUCAACGGCGGUGAAAUUGGUGGCCGAAGCUACAUCAGCAAAGAAGAAAGAUGUUUAUGCACUAGCACUGAGGGUGUUUGGAAAAUGACUAAAAUGCAAUCCAUUUGCUCACAUCUGGGCAUGCUAACAUCUUCACCAUGGUACUUUCUAGACCAUAUUCCAAUUAUUAUCAUUUUGUUUGAACAUGUUGGGUAGCAUAUUGCUCUUGUGCAUCUACAGUGCGGAGCCAUAUUAGGAAUGUCCAUGGUCGAUGUUUGCUUCAACAUGGGAAUGUCAGCUAUUUCGUAAGAUUGCUGGAGAACUAUAUCACUUUUUGUCGUUGGUUCUUCCCAGUACGGUGCUCAUAUGGAACAGCCAUAUUUACCAUUCAAAUAUUUUCUCGGCCAUACAGCAUGGUCAAGAGGUUGCGGCCCAUCAAAGUAGCCCGUUUCAUCGAUUGAGAAUCAGCUAGAGAUGUAUUGGAAAUUUGUAAUUUUUGAAGUUGGCUUUCCUCCUUUUCUAAUUGCUAUAGUUUGGUGUCAAAGUAUGGUUGAUCCGUAAA
Molecule: messenger RNA, 1550 nt
Organism: Triticum aestivum (bread wheat)
Lineage: Eukaryota; Viridiplantae; Streptophyta; Magnoliopsida; Poales; Poaceae
Product: ribosomal RNA small subunit methyltransferase I
Exons: 9
Coding region: 84-1097 (337 amino acids)
Molecular function (GO): methyltransferase activity
Source: RefSeq, a predicted model, not a curated record